This is a messenger RNA of Bursaphelenchus xylophilus (pine wood nematode), 930 nucleotides long. The record is from the annotation of a GenBank genome assembly. Lineage: Eukaryota; Metazoa; Nematoda; Chromadorea; Rhabditida; Aphelenchoididae.
AUGUCGACACAAACCCAUUUUCUUGCCGUUGUGGCCGCCACACUCUGUUGUCUGAUCCUCUGCGAUGCCGAAGACGCUUUCUGUAAGGUUUUUAUCUAUUUGUCGAUGAAUAUGCCAAUUUUCCGCCAUUCAAUUUGUAUAUAUUGCAGACAGCAUCGGCGACAAAAGAAACUUUGACCGUGAGUUUAUGCAUUUUGGAAAGCGUGCAACAAGUGAAGACUUUGGAAGAUCGUUUAUGCCCUUCGGUAAAAGAGCAACAAAUGAUGACUUUGGAAGAGCAUUUAUGCCCUUUGGCAAACGCGCCGCCAAUGAGGAAUUCGGCCGCGCUUUCAUGCCCUUCGGAAAGCGUGCUGACGCAUACGAUGAGGUAUGUAAACGGUCACACGUUCUUGUCUUUAUCUAUUUUUUCUCUCAAAUUUGAUGAAACCGAUUCACUAAUGUUAUUACAGUCCUUCAACCGCGCCUUCAUGCCGUUCGGAAAGCGUUCUCCAAUGACGCUGGACCAACUCAUUGCUAAAAAGAACAUGAAUCGUGAUUUCAUGCAUUUUGGCAAGCGUGUUGCACCGUCCUCCUUUGACCGAGAGUUCAUGCAUUUCGGGAAGCGGUAUGUUUAACGUUUCCCUCCGCUUCUUUCAAGCAUCCUAUAUUGGCAACUCUUAUGUUUAAUCUUAGCACGCCAUACUGCGCGCGCUGAAAAGUUCGGACAAUUUAUCGCUAACGUCGCGCGCAAAAGUUUAUUGUUUUGCCCGCAAAAAUGCAUGUCGCUAGUGCAGAGACGGCAACUUGACAAACGCAAAAACCAGUGCAGAUCAUAUAUACAUAAUAUGAAGCUUUGAGCGCGAAUGGUAUGCUUCGAUAGAAUCCGACUGUGUAACGCUUUUGCCAAUGAUAUUUUUGCAACAUUCCAUGUUUAUUGUUUUCAGAAGAUAA